UUUCUUUUUCGUGUCGUACGCCUCUUUGGAGCCAUGAGCAGCAAGGUUUCUCGCGACACGCUCUAUGAAGCUGUUAGGGAAUUGCUUCAGGGCUCAAAGCAAAAGAGGAGAAAAUUCCUUGAGAGUGUUGAGCUUCAGAUCAGCUUGAAAAACUAUGACCCUCAAAAGGACAAGCGUUUCUCUGGCACAGUCAGGCUGAAGUCAACCCCCCGCCCCAAAUUCUCUGUGUGUGUGUUGGGGGAUCAGCAGCAUUGUGAUGAAGCAAAGGCUGUGGAUUUACCUCAUAUGGAUAUUGAGGCUCUGAAGAAGCUAAACAAGAACAAAAAGAUGGUGAAAAAACUAGCCAAAAAGUAUGAUGCGUUCCUGGCAUCUGAAUCUCUUAUUAAGCAGAUUCCUCGUAUUUUGGGACCUGGACUGAACAAAGCUGGGAAGUUCCCUUCGCUUCUGACCCACAAUGAGAACAUGGUGGCCAAGGUUGAUGAGGUGAAGUCAACUAUUAAGUUCCAAAUGAAAAAGGUUCUGUGUCUGGCUGUGGCUGUUGGUCAUGUUAAAAUGACAGAGGAAGAACUGGUUUACAACAUACACUUGUCAAUCAACUUCUUGGUAUCUCUUCUGAAGAAAAACUGGCAGAAUGUGAGAGCACUCUACAUCAAGAGUACCAUGGGAAAACCACAGCGCCUGUACUAAACCUUUCAUAAAUAAAGCUGGUAUGACAUA
Spea bombifrons (plains spadefoot toad) is the source of this 717-nucleotide messenger RNA. It is a transcript of the gene RPL10A, whose product is annotated as ribosomal protein L10a. NCBI's taxonomy places the organism in Eukaryota, Metazoa, Chordata, Amphibia, Anura, Pelobatidae. Gene Ontology annotation, cellular component: large ribosomal subunit. The record is from RefSeq and is a predicted model, not a curated record. Gene Ontology annotation, molecular function: RNA binding; structural constituent of ribosome. Gene Ontology annotation, biological process: translation. The transcript is spliced from 6 exons. The coding region runs from base 34 to 687 and encodes 217 amino acids.